Messenger RNA from Suillus paluster, 1289 nucleotides. RefSeq lists its product as uncharacterized. The record is from RefSeq and is a predicted model, not a curated record. Lineage: Eukaryota; Fungi; Basidiomycota; Agaricomycetes; Boletales; Suillaceae. The transcript is spliced from 8 exons. Bases 161 to 1036 code for a protein of 291 amino acids. Gene Ontology annotation, biological process: developmental process.
AUGAAGUAGCGUCAUCCCUGACUAGGACUUGACAACCAAAAUUCGAUAUGAUGACGUAAUCACAGGAUGCUCCAGGCUUCAUUAAGCACCUUAAGCCUUGUGCCACCGCGCACAGCAUACAGUGCUCCUUCGUUGAUAUUUCUUCUCCAUUCAAACUACGAUGAACGCUCAGUCGAACAACAACCCGUACACGAUUGUGCGCAUCAAGCGUAAACGUACCGAUGAACCACUCGACGUGCUUGUCGUCGAGUCUCGGGUACGCAGAAAGAAGUCAAAAGGUGGUCGCGAUGUUUUCCAGUUUGUUCAAACUGUCGAAGAGACCGUCUGGGAGGAUAAGCAACUGCAGGUGACGCUGCAGAACCAAAUCUCGAAAUUAUCGCAAAACCAUCAUGAAAAUAAUAUGCAGCCCUCAGCGCCUGCGGAUGUUACGAAUCUGCCUGGGGCACAACGCAGUCGGCAAUCAGCUGAUGAGGGGAGACGCUACACGAUCGUUCCUACACGCGAGUCUGCUGAAAACACCAAGUUUGCUACCAGUCCUCCAAAGGUCAUAUCUGUGAAGGACGUUCAAUCUCCAAGUGACUUCAGGAUGUAUGAUGCCGUUCCUGCUGAUCAGAAGCCUACGUCUCCUAUCUUCGAUUCCGAAAUGGAGAAAUUCCUACCCAUGCUGCAAAACUACUUACGCAUGAAUGAUGAGCCCUCGCAAGUUCUCUCAGCUGCUCCCCCAGCAGAGGAUUAUGUUUGGGACGUGUUCUACAGGCGUCCUGGCACACUCAGCGAAUGGAACUCAGUUGCUAAUAUCGGAACACUUGAAGGCCUUCCUCCGUCACUGGAUGACCCUUACUCCAGUGACUCGGAGUCCGAGGAGGAGGAUGAAGCCGACGAAGAUUCAAAUGCCGAGGAAUACUACAAGAACGACUAUCCAGAUGAGGAUGAUUCAAACGACAGCGAAGGGAGCGAUAUAUUUCAUGAAAGUUCUGAGGCAGAAGACGAUCUUCGGUAUAACAAUCUGAAUGAUGAAGACAACUAUUGGAGGUAAGGAAUUCGGUCAUAGAGCAUGGUUCUAGAAUUUGCAUUUCAUGGCUUAUGGACACACGACUCACACCUUGUACUACCAACUUUUUUCUACAUCUAUACAUCUCCCUUGCUUCGCGACUUACAACGGCAUUCGCUCUUAGUUUCUUCUUAGAUUCCUCAGCAUCAUCAUCUUCACAUCGCCGAAUCAUGAACUUUCGCCGUCUUUGAGUUCAAACUAUCAUUUGCAUUAAAUCAAUCGGAGCAAGCGCAUAUAG